ACUUGGAAAACCACUUUAACUUUUGCUGCGUCCUGUCGCGUCCCAAGUCGCGUCUUGCCUUUUCAGACCCGAUUGCCAAAGUCAACAUCUACAACACCCACACUUCCUCUCCAUUUGUGUUUUGUACUGUAGUUUGUCUUGUCUUGUCCCAACUGCCAUCUUCUUCUUGACAUCCGAAACGAGAUCAAGAACAAGAACAAGAACACGUCAACAUGUCGGCCGCCGAGGCGCAGCAAGCAAUAACUCAAGGUGCUUUAGACGCCAUCUUCAACGAUUCCGCCAACGUUGGGCAACGUUACCCCGUCCCCGUCCUCCAAUGUCUUCAGAUCAAACCUCUUGCUGCUGGCCCCGCAGCUGGAGGUGGUGCCGAGAGAUAUCGAGUUGUCCUCAGUGAUGUUCGAAACUACGUCCAGUGUAUGUUGGCUACACAGGCCAACCAUGUGAUACAUGACAACCAGCUCGUCAGGGGAUGCAUAGUACGUGUCAAGUCGUACCAAGCCAACUCCGUCAAGGGCAAGAACAUUCUCAUCAUCCUAGACUUGGAGGUUGUCGACCGGCUCGGAUCCCACGAUCGUAUCGGCGAACCCACUGGCUUCGAAGCCAAACCCGCCACGGCUGAAACGACCAUCGGUGGUUCUGGUUUCUAUGGCGCAAAGCCCGAGGCUUCUGCUCCGAUAAAGCCGGAGCCCGUGUCUUCUCGCAUUGGCGGCGGUGGCGGCGGCGGCGGUAACCACUCUGCAGGUGGUGCGAACAUCUAUCCUAUCGAAAGUCUCUCUCCGUAUGCACACAAGUGGACAAUCAAGGCCAGAGUCUCGGCAAAGUCAGACAUCAAAACCUGGCACAAGGCUUCUGGGGAGGGAAAGCUGUUCUCAGUAAACCUGCUCGAUGAGACUGGUGAGAUCAAGGCAACUGGGUUCAAUGAGCAGUGCGACCAGUUCUAUGAUCUGCUGCAAGAAGGUCAAGUCUAUUAUAUUGGCAGCCCUUGCAGAGUUCAGCUAGCCAAGAAGCAGUUUUCGAAUCUGCCCAACGACUACGAGCUCACCUUUGAACGAGACACCGUCAUCGAGAAGGCCGAAGACCAAUCGAGCGUACCUCAACUCCGUUUCAACUUUGUCAACGUUCAAGAUCUUCAGACUAUCGAGAAGGAUUCCACUGUUGAUAUCAUUGGUGUCUUGAAGGAGGUUGGCGAGACGUCGCAGAUCACAUCCAAGAACACUGGCAAGCCCUAUGACAAGCGAGAGCUGACUCUCGUUGACGACUCUCACUUCUCCGUUCGAGUGACCAUCUGGGGCAAGACGGCUACUCAGUUCUCCACGCAACCAGAAUCUAUUGUGGCUUUCAAGGGUGUCAAGGUGUCGGACUUUGGCGGCAAAUCUUUAUCGCUGCUUUCCUCGGGCACAGUCUCUAUUGACCCUGACAUUUCCGAAGCCCACAGGCUGAAGGGUUGGUAUGACUCGCAAGGUCGUGGCGAACAGUUCAACACACACCAGAACAGUGCCAGUGUGGGUGCUGCAACGGGCCGCCAAGAUCAGAACAAGUUCAUUUCACAGGUCAAGGACGAGAACCUUGGCAUGGAUGAUGCACCUGCAUAUUUCUCACUGAAGGCAACUGUGGUGUACAUCAAGCAAGACAACUUCUGUUAUCCUGCCUGUUCAAACGAAGGAUGUAACAAGAAGGUAAUCGACCAAGGCGAUGGCACUUGGCGAUGCGAGAAGUGUGAGGUCAACCACCAAAAGCCAGCGUAUCGCUACAUCAUGAGCAUAAACGUCAACGACCAUACCGGCCAGCUAUGGCUCAGCUGUUUCGAUGAGACCGGCCGCCAGAUUAUGGGCAUGAGUGCCGACGAGGCCAUGGAGCUCAAGGACAACGACGAGACUGCGCUGGCGUCUGUGUUCGAACAGGCAAACUGCGCCAAGUUGUUGUUCAGGGUGCGCGCCAAGAUGGAUACAUAUGGAGACAACCAACGAGUACGAUACCAGGUGAUGAAUGCAUCGCCCCUCGACUACAAGAACGAGGCGAGGGUUUUGUCGGAUAUGAUCAAGCAGUUUGGUCUCAACUAAGGAGUUCCUACCAAGGGAUAUGCCAACCAAUGUCUUUUUGAUAGCGGCCACGGCUGUUGUAGCCAGACUCAGAGAAGUGGCCACCACAAAUGUGAUGGGCAUGUGCGUGUACAUGUGGGGAAUGUGAUAGAUGAUAGCCUGGUGAGCUGGGCAUAUCGAGAUACCGCCUUGAUGAAGAGCUGUAAUCAAUUAACAUUGAAGUACGAUCGCCACAUGAUCGACCGCUCUGUUGUGUACUUGUUCUUCAUGCUUCAUAGACGAGCCGGGGAUGACCGUACCAGCUCGAGCGACAGCUCAUGUUUGGUCAACUGACGGUGUAGAAAUCCACGCCCGUGCAAGCCAUCCAGUCUCAAAGCCUACAUUUGGUCGUGCUGACGAUCCCUAGGUGUCUGAGAAACAAGCAAAGGAAACUGGAUCCGACAUGUCUCGCGCUGCACUUUCUCAACGAAUUGU
Molecule: messenger RNA, 2513 nt
Organism: Truncatella angustata
Lineage: Eukaryota; Fungi; Ascomycota; Sordariomycetes; Amphisphaeriales; Sporocadaceae
Product: replication factor-A protein 1
Exons: 5
Coding region: 213-2060 (615 amino acids)
Biological process (GO): DNA recombination; DNA repair; DNA replication
Cellular component (GO): nucleus
Molecular function (GO): DNA binding
Source: RefSeq, a predicted model, not a curated record